AUGUCUCUCGUCAAUCUCGCCUCGGUGUGCGCACACCUGAACAAUGCCACCAAAGCCAGACUCGGCCUUACUUCAAUUCCCAACACCAACUUGCACCUGAAGCUGUGUCAGGCCCUUAAGAACGAUGGCUACCUCUCCACCGUCGUUCGCGGCGGCCCGACUCCUCCACCUGCGCACCCAAUCCUCGGUUUCCCCGCCGCUAACGACGUUGAGCCUAUCACUCGGGAUAACGUCGCGUCAAGGCGCCUCUGGUUGGGCCUGAAAUACUGGCGCAACGAGUCGGUUUUGGGGAAGGUCCAGCUGGUCAGCAAGCCGACACGACGAGUCCGGGUCACUGUUGAGGACCUGCGAAAAAUUGUCCGUGGCGAAGAGUCCAAUUACGUGGCUGGACUGCGCUCUCCGGGUGAGAGUCUCUACAUCUCGACGGACCAGGGAAUCCUGGAGGCUCGCCAAUGUGUGGAAAAGAAGAUCGGUGGCCAGGCGUUGUGCCGGGUUCUAUAA
Penicillium cinerascens is the source of this 501-nucleotide messenger RNA. Its product is annotated as mitochondrial 37S ribosomal protein uS8m. Gene Ontology annotation, molecular function: structural constituent of ribosome. Gene Ontology annotation, cellular component: ribosome; mitochondrion. The record is from RefSeq and is a predicted model, not a curated record. Bases 1 to 501 code for a protein of 166 amino acids. Lineage: Eukaryota; Fungi; Ascomycota; Eurotiomycetes; Eurotiales; Aspergillaceae. Gene Ontology annotation, biological process: translation. The transcript has a single exon.